Molecule: messenger RNA, 988 nt
Organism: Lasiosphaeria miniovina
Lineage: Eukaryota; Fungi; Ascomycota; Sordariomycetes; Sordariales; Lasiosphaeriaceae
Exons: 1
Coding region: 108-641 (177 amino acids)
Source: RefSeq, a predicted model, not a curated record
GCGACAUAGCCGACACGAAGCCGUACACGGCAAGCGCGGUCUCGUUCGCGCCCAUCGCCAACGGCACCUUCGCCAACGGCACGCACGUGUCGGCGACAUUCGUGUGCAUGGGCUGCGUGACCAGCGACUCGUUUACCGCGGCAGCCGCUGGCAGGCCGGCGCCGUUCGGCUACGCCUACUCGCUCGUCGCCGUCAGCAGCCCUGCUAGCAAGAACAGCGCCCUGUCGGACCACACGACGCAGGGCGAGCCGUACGGCGGGUUCUCGUUGGCGCUGGCGGAUGCGCGCACGGCCGACUAUAAGCGGUUCGCUACGCUAGCGGCAACUGCGAGCGGGGAAGGUGGUGGUGGUAGUGGUGGUAAUAGUAGUAACAGCACGCAGCCGACAGCCGGGGGGUCGAAUUCGACGGGGCUUGCUUCGAACGCUACCGGCAGCGGUGGCAGCGGUGCUGGGUCGCCUGCUACGCCACCUAAUGGUGAUGGUGAUGAUGAUGGUGCUGAUGCCGGUGCUGCUGACAGCGAUGACAUCGUUGUCCAUAGGACGGAGGACCGGCUCGACUACAACAAGAUGCCUGUUGGGGAGGUGGCGGCGCUGGGCGUUGUCUGUGCCUUGUACGUGUUACACGCGUUUUGGGUUUUCUGAUCGGCGCGAGGUGGGCCAUGGUUCUUCAGCCGGCCUGGCGUUGCCUGGAGUAUACUGCGCUGGCGAUGACUUCAGCAAUCUCUUCAACAAACAUUAGCAUACACACCCAUCCAUUUGAGUGUACAAACCCCUCAGCAUGUCCGGUGGCGUUUGGAUCUGCCACAAAGAAUUUUGUUAGGAAGUGGUAAUUAGAUGCGAGCCAUGGCGUUCCUCGACUUCUACCGUCUCCUCGGGCAGACUAUUCGUCUAUAUUUUCAACUAGCUAGCUAGUAUUCUUUCUUCAACAAACAACCUGUCCUUGUUUCUGACUUACGCGUCAGUUCAUAGUCUCUAGAGUGUAUACAAAC